Molecule: messenger RNA, 3284 nt
Organism: Styela clava
Lineage: Eukaryota; Metazoa; Chordata; Ascidiacea; Stolidobranchia; Styelidae
Product: monocarboxylate transporter 14-like
Biological process (GO): monocarboxylic acid transport; transmembrane transport
Molecular function (GO): monocarboxylic acid transmembrane transporter activity
Source: RefSeq, a predicted model, not a curated record
UAUUCGAUGCUAAGUUGUAAAAACCUAAAUAUGACUAAUACAUGACCCGGCAAUGUUAAAGCGAAAUAUUACAGAAAUAUAACCAUUGUUGAAUCAUAAAUCAUAGCAAUGAUAUGGCAAUCUAUUUGUAUUUUUAAUGCAUAGGAGUCAAUCAUCAGUGAUUUCUUUAGAAUCAAAUUUGUAUUAAUAUUUUUAUAUAAAGAUGUUUUGUGUCUUCACUACAAACAAGAGCACGGGAAGCGACCCCUGGUAGAUAUGUAUAUCUAUCUACCAUGCUAACGUGUACUUGAAGAAUUUUCAAGGGCAUAUUACCAUUAUGACUGAACGAAAACAUAGUCUCCUUAUAACACUUUGUUGUGUACAUGUAUAACACACAAGAAUCUAACAACAAAAUACCAGCAAAACGUGCUGUAGCCCAUAGGCCGUUGUAUCAUGGGAUUUAGUCAGAGACGGUUCAAAUAUGUUCUCGGCAGCUUUCGACGGAAGUGACCUCAUAUUUAUUUAAUACGUCGAGAAGCGGCUCAAACUAGUUUUUUAAAUUCGUGAUAAAUCGUGACUGAGUUUGUUUUGGUUUGAUGCCUAUAUCACACGAAAUGAAUCGACAGUACAACGAACGCCACAUACAAUGAAACACGGGCCGCAGCUAGAAAAUGAGUUUAUUUUUAUGCUGUCAAGUGAGAGACGUUGGUUAUCAAGUCGCGGAAACUCAAUUCAUCAGCGGCAAUUCUCUAGAAAGGAAACUAGAUAUUCUUUGGGUGCAAUGAUUACGAGUAUUUGAUAGGUGAUACUUCCCAUACAUUUUCAAUAGUUUAUACAGAAAUAUGCAUGAUAUAAAGGUAGCCACGACGCCGCCUAGUAUCCAAUCAUUUCUCAUUUGAUAGAAAAAUGAAGGAUAACGAAACUAAAAAUAAAAGAAGUCAACUGUCAUCGAACCAUCAACCAUAUCUUGAUGGAGGAUGGGGUUGGGUGGUGAUGAUUGCGAGUUUUCUCUCUCAGACCAUGAUUGGUUCUAUUUAUUUUGGAUACGGAGUCUUGUUGCCUGAGUGGAUGCGAGAAUUCCAAUCUUCCAGUGCGAUCACCUCAUUCGUUGGUAGUACGACCGCUGGAGCAAUUUCAGCUAGCGGUCCUAUAGCCAGUUUUCUUAUCGUUAAAUUUGGUUGUCGAGUAACUCAUAUGAUUGGAGGAGCAGCAAUGUCUUUAGCACUAAUAGGAUGCUUUUUUGCAACAUCCAUGUGGUUGAUAUUUUUGUUAUAUUCUGUAUGUGCAGGUAUAGGAGGGGGUUUGUGCUAUAUCCCAGCAAUUAUAACCAUUAGCGAAUUCUUCAAGGAAAAACGCUCAAUUGCUGUGGGAGUUGUAGCAAGUGGAAUUGGAUUUGGAUCGUUCGUUUUUCCUGUUGUUUUCGAGUAUCUUAUGGAAUUGUAUGGGUGGAGAGGCGCUAUUCUGCUAGUUGGCGGUAUAAACGCUAAUAUGAUAGUAUUCGGACUCAUUAUGUGUCCUGUCGAUAAAGCACCAAAUUUUACAUUGUUCUCUUGCUUCAAAAAGAACAAGACAGAAAGUUCUUCAAGUGUCGAAGUUGAAGUUAAGUGUGACCAGAAUGCCAAUUUACUAAAAAGUGAUAAAACAUUAGAGACCAAAGGUUCUGAAAUAUCUGCAAUAGAUGUGAAAGAUAAUCAGCCAAAAUUUCAGCGAAAAAAUAGUUUUCAAAUAAUGCGAGCUUGGCUCACAAAUCCGUUGACCCGGAGGAAGUCAUCUUUCGCUCUAAGUUCCCAGACUACGUCAGAAGAAGUUCAAGCUGAAAAUAUCGAAUCAAGCGAUGAGGUAUUCAAGGUAUCGAUUCCUGAAACUAUUCCAGAAGAGAGUCAGGGUGUUGAAAUAUCUGCACUUUUAGAACCAACAAUCGACAUCAAAAAGGAAGCAAAUUAUCUAAAGCAAACAAAAAUGUUGUUGAAAAAUCCUAAUAUUUAUAUUUUGCUUAUAAACAAUGUAACUGUAUUCUGUGGCAUGAUGAUUGUCUUUGGUUUAACUCCACUCCGUGCCUAUUACGAUUUGAACAUGACAAUUAAACAAGGUGCGAUUCUAGUAUCCAUCAUGGGACUGUCAAAUCUGAUGGGGCGUUUUCUAUGGGGUUUCGUUGCAGCAGUUAAGUGUGUACAUACUCCAACUUUAUUUAUAGCGUUGAGAAUUGCAUCCGGUGUACUCACUAUCCUAAGUCCUCUUGCAACAUCAUUUGAAUGGAAUGCUGUUUACUGUGGUCUAGUUGGAGCAGCUUUUGGACAUUGGUCAAUUUAUCCAGUCGUGGUUGCUGACCAGUUUGGGGAUGGUCUACUCACUGUUGCUUUUGGAUAUCUUGAAGUUGGAAAUGGACUGGGCAGUGUCAUAGGACCUUUAAUAGGAGGAUAUAUGUACGAUGUAUAUCAAGUUUACACAUAUUCGUUUCUGCUCAGCGGAAUGUUUCUAUUGGGUGGCGUUUUCCCACUGAUAAUAUCGUAUACGUUAAAAAGUUGCAAAAAGCAGCGAAUCCACACACCUGCUAUAUGAAAAGGGAAAAUUUCAGAAGACUAAAAAUGACUAAUUGUCAUGAUUGUUCCAGUUUUACUAUGUUGAAAACUGGAUAUCUGAAAAGUAACAAAAUCCUUAUGCUUCAAUACAACGAUCGUCGUCAAAAAAUAUUAAGCGAAAAUUUUCUAGGCAGAACAUGCUUACCUUUGCAAUUUACCUCCAUUUUUACAAGAAAAUGAAUGGCUGUGCAAAUAAGACAUUACAGGAAUACUGACACCUGUAUGAUUUAUCAAUAUAAUUUAAAACCAUUUAAUAAUAUACAUACAGUAUUUUCAUGAUUGCUACUUGGUAUUGGCCAAUCUAGAAUUGUAUUUUAGUUCAAUUUCAGCAAUUCUGUGCAAUUGAAUAAAACAGGCCUAAAAUUAUCAUGAUCCAGAAUGUGAGUCCUAUGUUUUGUUUUUACUAGUUUGAAUGAUAUCCAAUACCACAUUGUUUAAGUUUUAUUUGGGCUGUUUGGUACGUUGCACUUAUAUUAUAGGCACAAUGCCAAAGUAUAUCACGUUUUAGUGAAUACAUUGUUUUAUACAAAUUCUUUUACUAUAAAAAAUUGACAAAACAUUGAAAUAAAAACCUAUUUCCGUUUUUUCGAAUUCAAAAUGUGUUACAAGUAAAAUAUUUCAUUUCGAGACAAAUAGCGAACUAUGCAAUUGGAAUUAUAUUUUUCAUAAACUUUUCCUUGAUUUUAUCGUCUUUAUAUCGUUCUGUGAAUAUAUUGGUCACUCUUA